AUGUCCACGCCCUACUUCUGGGCCACGCCUCUUCGCUACUGUCGCUGGGCUGCCCGCGAGCGACCGGCCCUCUUCUGGUCCGUCAUCAUCGGCGCGGCCGGCCCUCUCGCCAUGCCCAUCGUGCCCCCCAUUCGAUACUACUUUGGCGACAUUGAGCCGGCGCCGGUUCCUGUCACGUAUCCAGUUCCCAACGGUCCUCGGAAGCAGCUCUCCGGCUACGACGAUUAG
Molecule: messenger RNA, 228 nt
Organism: Drechmeria coniospora
Lineage: Eukaryota; Fungi; Ascomycota; Sordariomycetes; Hypocreales; Ophiocordycipitaceae
Product: NADH-ubiquinone oxidoreductase 9.5 kDa subunit
Exons: 2
Coding region: 1-228 (75 amino acids)
Source: RefSeq, a predicted model, not a curated record